Lactuca virosa is the source of this 1106-nucleotide messenger RNA. NCBI's taxonomy places the organism in Eukaryota, Viridiplantae, Streptophyta, Magnoliopsida, Asterales, Asteraceae. The record is from the annotation of a GenBank genome assembly.
CCACAUUGGGUUCCCAUUUACUUUAAUCUCUUCCAUGUUUCCAUUUUGUCAGAGGAAAUGCUACAUAGGCUUCUAGUGAUGCAAGUGUUGUGGCUCGACCCAAAAUGGCUAAUCCACUAGAAAUGUUGGAAGCCUCAUGCACUAGACUAGUGCGUCGAAUGGUUAGCCUCCCACGAGCCAUAAUGGAUCAAGGACUAGACCUCAUGAGAAACCACCACCAAUUCCCACCACCAAAUGUUCCUCAUGUCUACAACCACCACCCUCCACUAGAUCACUCCAUUAAUCAUCUUCAACCAGAUCUGAGUUUUCUAUCAUGUUUUGAGCAACACUUUGGCAUCAUCCAUCCGUUCUUCUAUGCAUGUAGGUUCGUGGAGGCGUUAAAGAUGGCUCAAGAUGAACACAAGUUUGUGUUCUUGUACUUGCAUUUGCCUAAUCACCCAUUUACACCACAUUUUUGUAAGGAAACUUUGUGUUCUGAAGUAGUGGUGCAGUUUCUUGAUGCAAAUUUCGUGUCAUGGGGUGGUGUUGCUGAUCAAGGUGAGGGUUUGCAUAUGGCUACAACACUUCGGCCAGCUAGCUAUCCGUUUUGUGCGGUUGUCGCCCCUGGUUCAGGCCACAACUUAGACGUGGUUCAACAGAUGGAAGGGCCGGUGACCCCAGAAGAACUAGUAGAAAUACUACAAACGAUACUCGAGGAGCAACAAUCAGCGUUCGGUAAUAGAAGGGCACAAGCUGAAGAAAAAAGAAAGGCCGAUAUUCGAUUGAUACAAGAACAAGAUGCCGCUUAUGCUGCCUCUCUCCAAGCGGAUCAGGAAAAGAUGUCAAAACUAGAAAAUAAAGCUCAACACGAAGAAAAUGCAACUGCCAAUGGUCAACAUUCCCAGAUUUUAAUACGGUUUCCAAAUGGAGAAAGGAAGGAGAAAACAUUCUCAAGUUUAGACAAAAUGGAAGCCAUUUUCAAAUUCAUCGAUUCACUAGGCAUACCAGGAGUUGGUGAAAACUACAGACUCGUAUCAAGUUUUCCUAGAAAGGUUUACGGUGUUGAUAAGGGAAGAAUGACCCUUAAAGAUAUCGGUUUUGUUCCUCUGAAUAGCUGUUAUCUGUAA